AUGAACUGGACAUUUAUGGCUUGUUUUUAUUCUGGACUUGCUGCUAGUAACUGUCAUGUCAUUUGGGAUCCUUGUGGUGGGCCGUGGCUUCGCGAUUUCAAAUCUGAUGCUGAUCAAGGUGGAUUUGGAGAGGUUGCAAGGGCAGCAUUUAUGUUGUGGAGUAACAGUGAUAAGCUUAAAAAAAUUAUUAUACACAGUCAUAAGGAUGCCUUUGCGGUGGACGUCGAUCUGUUCGAAAAAUAUUCCAAUAAAAUUAAAAGGCUGAAUCAGCAGGACAAAGUGCCAAAAACGCUGGACUUUUCGAAUUACGACGUAAAAGCGGUAGCAACAUUUGUGGAUUAUAUGGCAACCGGUGGUCGUACGAAAACCCGUAUUACAACAUCCAUUCUCGGCGACCUAAUGGAGAUCGCACGUGUGCUGGAGAUGAAACAAUUGUAUGAGAAGAUCGAGGAAUUUAUAUUAGUAUCGGCGGUCAAAAGUCCACAGUUUCUGAUGCACGCGCUGACGAUGAUCAGCAAAGAGAUGCUGCUGAACACAUCGCUUGGAGGCAAAGUUAUUGAUAUAGCGGUCAGCGAAUUCCCUCGUAUCGCCAAAAGCUCCCCAUUCAGCGAGGUUCCACUGGACGUUGUUCUCCGUAUUCUCGAUCGUUGCGAUCUGAAUCUUGAGACGGAAUAUGACGUUGUAGAAGCAGCAAUAUCAUGGCUGACCGCUAAGCCGGAUCGAGUGCACAGCUCAUAUCUGGUGCUCAGCUGUAUCCGUAUUAUUAAUUUGACACCGGAGCAACGUGUCGACCUUCACUCGCUCAUUAGCACCAUGCCCAAUUACGCCCGAACUGUUAUGGCAUUUGCUCAUUACGCCUUCAAUAACACCAAUUCGCAUCGGGUGUGUGUUCUUGCUGAACAUGCUUCCUACAAACGAUGUGGCAACAGAGGAGGCAACAAUGAAUUCACGUAA
Messenger RNA from Gongylonema pulchrum, 954 nucleotides. NCBI's taxonomy places the organism in Eukaryota, Metazoa, Nematoda, Chromadorea, Rhabditida, Gongylonematidae. The record is from the annotation of a GenBank genome assembly.